AUGAUGAAGGUCCCCGUGAUAUCGCUGGACGCCACAGACACUGAUGACGAGGAUUCUGAGACAAAAACGACGUGCAAAAGAAACGGAUCGGUACGAAAAGUGCGCGAAAUUCAAAUGGAUUGUGCCAUUGGCGACCCCUCUGGCUCACCGGGCACAACUCUGAAUACAGUGAUCUCGAGGUUCGGGCGGUCCCAAUCCCUUCGAAGACCACCCACGGCGAAAACGACGAAAAAGGAGGAGAAUGGAACGCCUGGAAGCUCCCGAGGAGCAUCUCCAACGCCUAGCUUCAUUGAUAUCAGUCCUAUCAUUCGAACCGCUUCGUUGAGAGUCAAGAAUCAGUUGGCACAGCGGCUCUCGGAGCCACUGAAGAAGGCGGAGCAUCGAAUAUCGAAAUUGCUCAUGACAGAGCCGGAUGAUGAGGAAUUUCAGCAUUAUAGUCUGGUGCAUGGACUCAAAGGGUGUAAUAAUAAUGAUUCUGAAGACGCGGGCUCCUCAAGCGACGAAGACGAUCCAGAAUAUCUGGAACUUCUGGAGAGGGAUUCGAUUAUCAAUCGAUACGAGAAGGGACCGGAUGCGGCCGACGUCGAUGCUUGGGAGAAUCCGGAUUUCGAGGUUUACACCAAUUUGGAUCGAUUCGGAUUUGUUCACAAAAAAGGCGAAAAGACUGACGAGCGAACGGACCUUCAAAAACGGCGAAUAAUCAAGGAACUGAGUCGGGAGAAGAAAUGGCUGAAAAUGAUAGAAAUCUGGAAAUCUGGAGGACCGUCGAAGAAAAUGGAGGAUCGCAUCUGGAAGGGGAUCCCUGAGAAACUUCGAAUUGUGAUCUGGCCACGCCUCCUAGGAGCAGAGAGAAUGAAGCAUGAGAGACGAGAUAUGUAUGCGGAGUUGCUCCUGAGAGCACGAUUAGUGUCAAAAGACAUCAAACAGAUUGAUUUGGACAUCAAUCGGACGUAUAGGGAUCAUUUGGCGUUUAGGAAGAGAUAUGAUGUGAAACAAAAAUCGUUGCUGAACGUGUUGGCGGCGUAUUCAAUGUACAACACAGAAGUGGGAUACUGUCAAGGAAUGUCUCAAAUCGCCGCCCUUUUCCUGAUGUAUCUGGACGAAGAGGACGCCUUCUGGUGUCUCCAUCAACUGAUGGUCAGCCCAAAACACACGAUGCACGGCUUCUUUGUUCCCGGAUUUCCGAAAUUGCAGCGAUUCGAAGAACACUUCAAAAAGAUACUGAAAAAGUACAAACCGAGGGUUUUCAAGUAUUUGGAGAAACAGGAUAUACCGUAUAUCUACCUGACGAAAUGGUGGUUCGGAUGCUUUUUGGAUCGUGUGCCGUUCUCGUUGGCACUGAGACUUUGGGACGUUUUUCUGGUCGAAGGAGACUCGAUUCUGUUGGCCAUGGCUUAUAAUAUUAUGAAGAUGCAUGAGAAAUCAAUCCGAAAGCACUCGAUGGAAUCGUUCAUGGAGUUCAUUCAAAACGAGAUUGCUCAGGAUUUCGGCUAUUCGGACGACGAGGUCAUGUAUUCUCUUCGGGAGACUCUAAGCAAGCUGAAGUCCGACCGUCAGCACGUCCCGCCCCCACCGCGUCCAGAAGACCUCUCAGAAGUCCCGACGAAGGCGUUGGGCCCGAUUCUUCAGAAGCCGAUGGCGUCGAUUCGCGAGGAGAUCCAUGAGAUUCAGUCGCGUCGAAGUCGCGCCAAUUCCACUGGCCGCUCACCGCAUCCGAAACGGAAAGAAUCCGGCCGAGGACCGUCGAAAGGACCGCCACCUGUGCAACACAAAUGGAAUGGCAAUGCUAGUCAAGAUUCGAUUCUAGGAAACGGACGGGAGGUUCCGUUUGAGAAGACGUUAAAAGUUAAAAACGGAGGACGUGAAAGUUCUGAAUUUUCAGAAGACGUCGAGAUUCGGAAUUUUAGGAAUAUAUGCACUAUGGGUAUCAAAACGACGGGAAAUUCAUGGGAAAUUCAUUUAACGUCAUCAUUCCUCCAGAUUCCCACCCGUCGAGUGCCCAACACCAGCUCUCCGGCUCUCUCAGCUGACGCCUACAUGUCUCCUCCGCCUCACGGAUCGAAUGGAUCAGCCCUCCCACCGACUGGAUCGAGUAAGAGAGACACCACUCCCACCACCUCCACCACCCAUCGAUAUCACAACAGUCAUCAGAAUCCAUCUCGUGGAGGCACACCAUCGACACAACGUCUUCGAGACGAGCGAAAUGGACAAAUGGUCCUGCUCUCCAGAGCCAGCGACUCGGAACCCGAUGUGACGUCGCCGGUGGAAGGGAAUAGAAGAGAAGAUUCAUGGAAGGACGCCUCCACGAUGCACAUCUCAACGGCCACGUCGAGAAUCACGCAUUCUGGCAACAACAUCACCAGAAUCGAGUUGGAUGGAGACGUUUCUGUGAUCUAA
Molecule: messenger RNA, 2397 nt
Organism: Caenorhabditis briggsae
Lineage: Eukaryota; Metazoa; Nematoda; Chromadorea; Rhabditida; Rhabditidae
Exons: 9
Coding region: 1-2397 (798 amino acids)
Source: RefSeq, a predicted model, not a curated record